AUGGAACUUACUCCCUCGCAUGGGGAAGACCUCACCCUCGCCGACUUGAGCGACGAAGCAAGAUUCCCCGGUCUAUGGUAUCGACUGCAUCUGCUCCUGUACGAUCUGCUGUUUUGUCGCGGGGACAGGGGCUCGCAGAGCCGUCUCGGCUUCCGCGAAGGCUUCACUGUCAUCGCUCAAGGCUUGGCACACUUUACCCGAUAUGAACGUGCACAGCUCGAGGAAGUUCUUUCCGGUCUAACGAGAUACAACGCGCAGACGGUCCUGACUCGCAUAGAGCGGCAUUUGAGGAUGCACCUUGCACCGACUGACGUCCUCGACGAUUUUGCGACUGAAUUGGCACGCACUUUGCGCAUCAGACUGAGGCGGACCAUCUUCCGUGCACGUUUUCAGAUGUUUGUUACUGAACAUGGCUUGAGGGGUGGACACCACCCGGGUUGCCAUGAGAUCCUAAAAGAGGAUACAUCAAGCUCGGAAUGCUCGGAGGCUUCCAGUGACUCUGAAGACUUCAGGGGUCCAUAA
Messenger RNA from Aspergillus homomorphus CBS 101889, 522 nucleotides. RefSeq lists its product as uncharacterized. The record is from RefSeq and is a predicted model, not a curated record. NCBI's taxonomy places the organism in Eukaryota, Fungi, Ascomycota, Eurotiomycetes, Eurotiales, Aspergillaceae. The transcript has a single exon. The coding region runs from base 1 to 522 and encodes 173 amino acids.